Messenger RNA from Peromyscus californicus insignis, 1035 nucleotides. Its product is annotated as melanoma-associated antigen B4-like. Gene Ontology annotation, biological process: negative regulation of transcription by RNA polymerase II. The record is from RefSeq and is a predicted model, not a curated record. Gene Ontology annotation, cellular component: nucleus. The transcript has a single exon. NCBI's taxonomy places the organism in Eukaryota, Metazoa, Chordata, Mammalia, Rodentia, Cricetidae. Bases 1 to 1035 code for a protein of 344 amino acids.
AUGCCUAGGAGCCACAAGAAUAAGGGCCACUCCCGUUCCAAACAUCGUCAUGGUAAUCAGGCACCUGAGGAGAGCCAAGGUCUCCAGGGUGCUCAACCUGCUGUUCGGAGAGAAUCAGCAUGUCCUCCUGUUGGCCAAGCUAAUUCCCCAAGCUCUUCUAAUGCUUGUGCUCCUCAGGGAGCUGCAUUUUCUGCCUCUCCUGAUGCAGUUAUGUCCUGCACAGGCUCUGAUCUAGGUGCUGGGGGUCAUGAUGUCCGUGCUGUUGGGGGAAGUCCACGUGCAUUCCAGGCAGAAGCCUUCACUCAGCCAAUAUGCCGAGAUGCUCUUACCAAGAAGGCUAGCAUGUUGGUAGAGUUCCUGCUUGAGAAGUUUAAGAAGAGUGAGCAGUUUACAGAUGCUGAUAUGCUGAAGGUUGUCAACAAGAAAUACAAAACACAGUUUUCUGACAUCCUCAGGAAAUCUUCCUCCCGCAUGGAAAUGAUCUUUGCAAUGCAGUUGAAGAAAAUCAAUCCCAAUAGUCAGUCCUAUGCUAUUGUCAGCAAGCUAGGUCUCUCCACUGAUGAAAUUCUAAGUGGCAAGAGGGGGUUGCCAAAGAUGGGUCUCCUGAUGACCAUCUUGGGUCUGAUAUUCACAAAAGGCAAUCGUGCCACUGAGGAAGAGGUCUGGAAAUUCCUGAGUGUGUUAGGAGUGUAUGCAGGGAGGAAGCAUUUGAUCUUUGGGGAGCCCCGAAGGCUCAUAACCAAAGAUCUGGUUGAGCAAAAUUACCUUGAGAUCCGCAAGAUGUCUGAGGGUAAAUCCCCUAGAUAUUAUUUCCUGUGGGGUUCCCGGGCCCAUGUAGAAACCAGCAAAAUGAAAGUCCUGGAAGUUUGGGCUAAGAUCAAUGACACCAUUCCUAGCUUCUUCCCUACUCCAUAUGAAGAAGCUCUUAAAGAUCAAAUGGAGAGAGCACAGCCAGGAUCUCCAGUCUUGGCUUGCACAGCUGUCAUGGCCAGUGCUCAUCCCAGGUGCAUGUCCUGUAACUCCUCUCACAAAUAG